Messenger RNA from Ostrea edulis (European flat oyster), 4365 nucleotides. RefSeq names its product aprataxin and PNK-like factor. Gene Ontology annotation, biological process: double-strand break repair. The record is from RefSeq and is a predicted model, not a curated record. Bases 245 to 2110 code for a protein of 621 amino acids. Gene Ontology annotation, cellular component: nucleus; site of double-strand break. Gene Ontology annotation, molecular function: DNA-(apurinic or apyrimidinic site) endonuclease activity; 3'-5' exonuclease activity; protein binding. The transcript is spliced from 14 exons. NCBI's taxonomy places the organism in Eukaryota, Metazoa, Mollusca, Bivalvia, Ostreida, Ostreidae.
GGCAGGCACGCUUAUGCACUCUCCUGUCAUAGAAGACAAAAUAAGCGUUGAAGACGGUUUGAAGAAAAAGCGUCAUGAUACAGUUCUAAAUAUUUGUGCUUUUUGCACAAAUGCAAUUUUUGUUUAGCUCUUUUAUUUCCUGAUAGCGUACCCAAGACAUAAAUGAACAUAUUCUAGACGACGGUUCUUUUGUUUCAUUUUUGUCCUUCCAUUUUCUCAUCAAUCGGUGCUUGCAAACAUCCAAAUGACGUCAAUAAAACUAAAACCCGAGGAAGGAGAUUUGAUAGAUGUUCCCAAUGGGAAAACUGUCAUCGGUCGUGGUGCAUUCCUAAACGUUGUAGACAAAAGGGUUUCAAGAAAUCAUGGUAUACUAGAGGUGGACAAUGGAAAACUGUAUUUAACACCUACCCACAGUAAUCCCUGCUUCCUGCAGAAGGAUGGAGGAAUGGUUCCUAUGGUCAAGGAUCAGAGGAAGUUGAUGGAAGAUGAGGAAAUAUUUGGCUUACUGCGAGACAGGCUUUUUUUCAGAAUCAUGUAUGAUGUUCCCAAUGGGCCAAUAAAAAGUGAAGAGAAAAAAGCAACUGAUGAAACAUCUAAACACAACGGUGAAGAAAAUUCAAGCCAGUCAAAAAAGCCCUCCAAUGUGAAGUUAGAGGUGAAAGAAAAGCAAACUUCUUCAGAUAAAAGGAGAGUUCUUCCUGGUUGGAUGAUGGAAAUUGCUGGAGAUUCAGUCACCAAAAUGAAAAGUAAAUCUCCCGCCAAACGUGCCGCACCAGUGAAGAAGAAAGCAGAAUCUGAAGAGGAAUGGGACGAGGAAGAAUCGGAGGAAGAGGUCAAACCAAAGGCCAAAGGUCGUGGACGUCCAGUUAAAGCUGAAAAGCCGAAGGGGGAUGGGAAGAGAGCAAAGUAUGCUGAGUCGAGUGAGGAAGAAGAUGAGUUUGACGAAUCUGAAGAAGAGGUCAAGCCAAAGAGAGGCAGAGUGAAGAGGCAGUCGUCGGAUGAUGAACAUGUGAAGGCGAAGAAAAAGAAACGGGGAAGAAACCAGUCUGAUGACGAGCAGUCGACCAGUCAACGUGGAAGGCCCUCCCGCUCUGCAGCAUGCAAACGAGGCAGCUAUGUUGAUGAUUUUGUGGCUCCGGAUGAGGUGUCUGAGGAGGAGGAGGAAGAAGAGGAGUCGGAUAAGAAUCUGGACAGUGACUUCCAGAUUGACGACGACCUGGAGGAUUCUGGGAGUGACUGGGAAAUGUCGCAGAAAGCAAAACAGAAACCUGUAAGACAAGGUACCAGAAAAUCCGCCCGUCAUGGGAGAAAGAAGAGGUACACAUCUGAUUUCUCUGAUGACGAUGACGAAGAAUACACCCCACGCCCCACCAAGAGGAGGGCCAGUCUGUCGGCCAAUAAAAAGUUUAAAUCCUACAGACGUGGCGAGGACAGCGAUUAUAGCGAGGAAGAGGAGAGACCCUCAAAGAAAUCCCCAAAGAAAAGCCGAGGAUCACCAGCUAGAGGAAAAAGGCGCAAAGCUAAGUCUGAAUCAGAGGAAGAGGAGAGCGUAGAGGAGGAAGUGUCAUCAGAGGAGGAGGUGAAAAAAAAAGGGAAGAAUAAAAGGGACAGGAAGCAGUUAAGUUCAGAGGAAGAAGAGGUUUCAGAAGAAGAGAAGCCCAAGAAAAAAAAAUCAAAGGAUCCCAGUGAAAGUGAGGACUCUGAGGAAGAGACCGCCAACAAGAAACAGAAGAAAGGCGCCAAAGAGGGCGCCAAAAAGAAGCGCCGGCCUUGUCAGUUUGGGAAAAAAUGCUACAGAAAAAAUCCUGUUCACUUCAAAGACUACUGUCAUCCUGGUGAUGAGAGCUAUGAGGCGAGUGAUGAGGAGAAACCGGAGUGCCAGUACGGAGCCGACUGCUACAAGACUAAUCCUGAACACAGGGCCAAGUUUAAACACCCAGUGAAUAUUCCAUUUCCAUUUCCAGCUAAGCGACGUGUGGUUUCUAAGGAUAAUGAUGAUGAUGAUGGCCUGCCAAAUACUUAUGACUACAAUGACAGUUUUAUCAAUGACGAGGGUGUUUCCGACUCGUCUGGUUCUGAUGGGGAUGAUGAUUCUGAUUAUGAUCCAUAGGACUCUCAAGAUCUGCAUGACCUUCAAGAUCUGCAUGACCUCUAAAAAGAGGCAUCGAAAGUGCAUGAAAAAAAGAAACUAGUAAAAAUAAAUUGUCUUCAUUAGAUAUGCAUUGAAAAUGUCCAUGAUAACUGCCAUAUUGAGAAAUUUGAGAGGUUUGUUUUUAGAUCAUGUGUACCAGAGGUUUCAAAAGAAGUUUGUCUGUUGUCUGAUACUAUAGAAUCUUAUUUUCUUGUGGUGGUCAAUUUUCCAGGUCUGAGGAGAGAAAAUAUCCAUUUUAUUGAUUUAGUGGUUAGGAAGAAAUUAUUAUUUUUUUGUUUGGUAGUUCACCGUUUCUGUGUCGAUGGAGGAUUGAAAUUUGUGAAUAUAUCGAUACUGCAAAAUAAGACAGAGUUACCCCCAUGGAAAUUAUUGAUUUACUUUGUCUCUCUGUUGUUUAAGUUAGAUGUCAUUUUAAUUACCAACUGGAGUUAAAUCCCAUAACAGUUAUGUUCAGUUUAUAAUACUUGGUGCUUUUCAGGUGAGUAGUAUGACCUGUAAGCCUAAUGGUUUUUUAUGUCUUCAGUAAUGUAUUUUAUCAUACAGCAUUGUAAUCAUGCCCACUGUCAUUGCAAUUUUUAAAAUUUUAAUCUUAGUGUGAAACAUGCUAUUCCUGCUCUUUUUUAGUAUGAGUUUAGAUUGAAUCACUGUAGUUUGAGCUGGGAAUAUUUGAGAGAAAUUUUCACAGCGGUCUGGUACUUGUCUGUUCUACCUACAUUUACAUUAUUUCAUGAAAAUGUAUUUAAUUUUUUCCUCAAGUCAAGUCUUAAGACGAAUAUUUAUAUCAAUUCGCUCAUAUUGUUUUUGGUACCAUCAUCAUCUUUUACAUGUGUUCAUCUUAUUAUGGUAGUAACUCUGUAUGCACAAUAAGGUAUCCACUUAGUAUUAAUAAAAAGUAUCUUAGUUGUGUACAAGGUGGCCAAACUCAGUUACAGUUGUAUAUAUGAUGGGUUAACUAUGUCUGUCUAGCCAUUAAAGAUGCUGACGGAUAUUUUCCAAAUGUGUUUUCUAUAUUGCAUUUUCCCCUGUAAAUUAUCUUGUUCACCAAGAAUUUUUUUUUUUUUGUUGUCCAGCAUCAUCGUGGUUGUUUGUUUUAUGGUUAUUGUAAAUGUGUAGACUUUGUUUUGUGGAAAUGUUGAAGUGUGACUGAAUGAGUUAUUAAAGUAUAUCUGAAUUUUACAUGCAUGGAAUUUAACUGUGGAUCUCAGCUCAGUAUGUGAAUCUUAAUGCAUAUACAGUGAUCAUUUUACACAAAUUUAAAUAGUAUUCAUUCUACGCAAAGCAAAAGACUUUGUAGUUAAAUUUACUUAUUGUCCAAGUAUUUUUGUAUCCGUACAAAUAGGAAUUUUGUACAAAAUUCAACAAUUUCCCAUAUAUUUUAUAAAACUUCAUUUUAAGUGAUUGUAAUACCUGUCUUAAUUCUCUCUGUUUUUAAUCAUUGUGGUGAAGCCUGUGCUUUUUGUACUUUUGAGUUUUUCAUAUACAUAUGUGUUUGUCACCCUCAUAAUCAGCAUUGCAUGUACAUGUAUGCAUAGUAAAUCAUCGUUAUAUGAUGUAGUGUAAUGUUUCAUGAUUUACCUAACGAGUAUGGUAUGAAGCAAGGACUACUCAAAAUCUAAUGAAAAUCCUUUGAUCCUUAUUUUCACCUCACAACAGUUGAUCUUGUGCAGCAAAUGUAAGUAAGAUGGGACAAAAUAAGACUACCUUUCCGGGGUUGUUUAUAUCCCACCUGGCUUGGAUUUCUUGGGAAAAAAACUUAAGACUUUUCUUUGAUUUGAGCAAAAUCUCCGACUUAGUUCAAGUUUUAACUUAAGUUUCUUACGAGAAAUGCAAGCCAAAGAAGUUGCAGGGGUAUGAUGUUUUAUAGUAGGUGCCCAGCUGAGGAUGAUGUGGAAGAACUAGCCAAUCAAUAUGAUACUUCACUUAAAGGCCUACUUCUAUAUUAUGUGGAUGUAAAAUUGGCUUAGCAUUGACCUUUUGAUACAUUUCUUCAUUUUUAUCUAGAGAUUCCUACUGAUUUUCAAGGAUAUCUCUCAAAUGACAAGGUUACUACUGCAGAUAUUUAGAAGUCGUAUGAAGACUGAAGUAAAUUUCAUCCCUUGUAUUGCAAACUUUGUUUUCUCAUAUGAUCUUGGAGUCGUACAUUGCACUCAAAAGUGUGUCGAUUUUAAGGUUCAAAAGCAAAUGUAUAUAUUAAAGACAUUUUCACCCAUUUC